Molecule: messenger RNA, 1620 nt
Organism: Trypanosoma grayi
Lineage: Eukaryota; Euglenozoa; Kinetoplastea; Trypanosomatida; Trypanosomatidae
Exons: 1
Coding region: 1-1620 (539 amino acids)
Source: RefSeq, a predicted model, not a curated record
AUGGAGGUUGACAGCGCGUAUGCAAAUCUCUUCGGCACGCAAGGAGAGGCGGCUGUGCUCGCCUGCGACGAGCUCGGUCUUGUUCCGCGCGACUUGCUGCGUCGCUCGAAGAAGUCCUUUGGGGGUGAUGGGGAUCCUGAAGGCAAAGUGCUUGUGCGCUACACACUGACGGAGCGCAUCCGGCAAAACAACAUACGAAAACUGCUUGCUGUCAAGAACCGCUUCAUCGUGGAGGGCGGCGUGGCGGAGAAGUGGAAAGAGCGGUGCCGGGUGUUCCCCGACGCACCAGGCGUGCCCAAGAUACCGAAGGCAGCCAUGGAGGCUGCCAUGGCGGAGCUCGACACGGAGAGCGACGACGAUGAUACAAUCGAUGAGCGCGGGCUCGUCAGGCCGCCGCCGCAGUUCGGUGUGGCAACGCCCAACGGUGGGGCGGAAUCGGGUGUGCCGCUCUCACGCCGGCCGAGCCAAUCAGGCCCCGUUACGGUGGCCUCCAGCCACAGCACCGCGCCACCGACACCGGCACCGCUCUUCGUCUCGCCGCCAAGGAGCCAAACGAAGAAGAAGCGCCACAAGCGCCUCUCCAAAAGAAGUGCGAGGGAAAGUGCGCACAACGCCAGCGAUAAGGAAGAAUACGUCAUUUGCCGCGAUGGGGACCAGGAUGUUGUAAUGCGUCGCCCACAUCCCCCGGCGGACCCGCCGUAUUUGCCUCCGGUGCCGUACCCUGUGCGCAACACCGCCACACUGACGCGGGAGAUGGAGGAGCUGGACGAAUACCGCCGUUUUCUGUUGCGGUAUGCGCAUGACAGCGCGGCCAUGGCGCAGGAAUAUAGCGACUUUGAGCAGUUGAUGCGACACCGCAAUGCAGCGAACGGCGCCGCGGCGGCGGGAACGGUGUCAUUCGUUAGUGAGGCUCAGCAGCGCAAAGGUGCGGACACUUCGGCUGCGAGUUCUGUGAAGAACAGAGACAGCGAAAAGAACACCAACACUACACCGUCGAAGAGUGGCACGACCCGCCAUGAGCGACAGAUAGCUGCGUACAUACGUCUUGCCAAAAUGGAUGUGCAGAGGAACUCGUCCAACUACAAGAAGUGGAAUGGAUUCAUGGAGGAAAUGGAAGGCAUCGAGCCGAUGGGUACGGUAGCAGCGGAUCUGCGUGCUCGGCUUAAUAUUGGCCUUUGGCCGACCUUCGAGGACUACGUGCGUUCAGUGGAGGAGCGGACAAAGCGUCGGGAGCGUGCCUUCUUGCAAGAGCGGCAGUCGCAGAAUAAACUUAGCGCCUUCUGUGAGGCGAAAGACCGUCACACAGAGCAAACGAUUGAAAAGCUGAAGAAUGAGGAGAAUGGUAUCUUUCUGGAGGCAAGGAUCGUGCAACGGGAGAUUAUGAAGCAAAACAGAGUGCACGAAGACAGGCGAUACAACAUGAAGCAGCAGCGGUCGCAGGUAUGUCAGGCGAAAAAGGAGACUCGUGCCGCUGAGUAUCACGCGAAAAAAAACCUUGCCGCGAAGAAUAAGCGCUUCGAACACGACUCUGAAGAAGUAUUUAGACAGUCUCUGAGGGAGAAGAUUCAUGAGAUGGACGUGAGGAAGAAGUGGGAUGUGAAUUCAGUCGCGAACCGAUGA